Mycena indigotica is the source of this 696-nucleotide messenger RNA. RefSeq lists its product as uncharacterized. The record is from RefSeq and is a predicted model, not a curated record. The transcript has a single exon. Lineage: Eukaryota; Fungi; Basidiomycota; Agaricomycetes; Agaricales; Mycenaceae. The coding region runs from base 1 to 696 and encodes 231 amino acids.
AUGAAGAAGUUUUUGCAACUCACCAAGCAAGACGACGACCCAUCCUUCAUGCUGCCCCAUGGCUGCAUCAUAUCUCCACUCGUUCUGCCUCGGUCCAACCAAACUGCCACUCGUUCUUUUUCUACCACCACAGAUAUCGAGCAAUCCUCGCCAACAAGGAGCUCGACAGCAUUGAACUCCAAGCCUUCUUUCCGUCGCCAAUCUGCCUUUACCGUUGAACCUCGACUCCCGUCUCUUUCUCUCGCGCUGGCGGCAGCUCUUUCGCCCACACUCCAACCACUCUCUGCUCCCCACCCGGCCAACCGUGGUAUCACCGGCAUGCCCUCGCCACCCGCCUCUGCCGACAAGAAGCAACUGCGCAAGCUCCACGCAAAGGCAGCGAAACUGCAGCCCAAACUCACUCCUCUCUUGCGCGAACGCGAUGUCAUCAUUACCAGCGUCAACGAAAUGCAUCGAAAGAGCGCGUCUAAGCUGGCGAUGCUCAAGAUGAUGAAGAAACGCGAUCACGAGUUCAAUGCGGGCUAUGCGGCAGCGCUCAAGAUGCACAAGGCCAGGCUUGAGAAGGCGAGACAGCGGUUGAGAGGGGUAGCGACGGAGGACCAGUAUAGGCGGUUCAUGGAGAAGUUCCAGCUCAAGGAGGAGCGACCGCUUUCCCUGCCGACAUUUCCUGUUUUAGAGAUUCCCGACUGGAGUUGA